AGCUCACGCAAUACGGCCGCGGAUCAAACUCGUUGAAUCUCCAUGGAGAUCGUGAAAAACUAUGGCGGAGAACGAGGAAGAAACAAAUUUACCCCAGUUUGGGGCACCAACCCCAAGUGUAACAAUAGACAUGCUGGAAACCCGCCCCAACACUCACAUUUUGCUGGACUCUGUAACGCCAGCGGCUGGAGAAGGCAAUCACAGAGGGGCCAGCAGGCUUGACCCUGCAGGAGGUGUGAUGAGUAGGGCACUCAGUGUUGUGAGUGGAAGCAAUGCCCAGGAAAGUCACAUCUCAGAGUUGAUGAAGCGCAUGGAGGAAGAUCCCUUCGAUGAAGACCAGACUGAGCUUCGGUUCCUUCACUCCAAACCCACCUGCUUCAUCAUCCUGGGCAAACCAGGUGUGGGCAAGACCACCUUAGCCAAGAGACUAGCCCAGGCCUGGAGAUGUCAGAUGGUGAAUGUAACUGAGCUGAUGCUGCAGCAUAUAGACCUUCAGACUGAGAUGGGUGUGAGACUACAGGAGAUCCUUCAUAAGGGUGGAGCAAUCCCUGAAGAGCUAGCCGUCAAGCUUAUAGAAGAUAAGAUUAACUCACCAGAAGUGGCACAUCACGGUUAUGUCUUGGAUGAUUUCCCCUGUGUGAAUGAAGAAUACAUGAAUGUUUCAGAUCAACUAGAGUUUGUCAAGAAUUGGAAACUUAAACCAGAUUUCAUCAUCAACCUUAGGAUACCAGAUGCAGACCUUGAAAUGAGGAGGGUUGGUCAGAGAGUGGAUUCUCUCAACAACACGCUCUACGCCCAGGAGGUAUGGAACCCAGAGAAACCAGAGACUCAGCAGAAGAAAGGAGGAGGAGAGGAUGAAGAGGAGGAGGAGGAAGAAGAAGAAGAGGAGGAAGAACCAGAGAUGAAUCUAGAUCCAGAGAUGGGAGAAGAAGAAAAGAUACAAUUAACAAUGGAAAUAAUUGAAAGGUUGGUUCAGAGACCGGAGGAUUUUAAACCUCAUGCUGCUGAAAGCAUCAAGGCCUACAAGGAUAAACUACUCAAGAUGUUUGAGGAUUACGUGGCAGAUCAUGAUCAGCAAUACCUGAUUGAGAUGGACGGGAACAAGACAGCUACUUUCCUAUUCAGAGAGCUAAUGAACAAGCUCAAUACCUACAUCCUCCGUCGGGCUGCCGUUCCAAUCCGUCUCCAGAACGCAGAGGAAGAAGACAUCCCUGAUGAUGUCGAUACGGAAGAGCUCAUGAGGACGUUGGGCGCGACCAACAUGGUUGCCCCGAGAUACAGAUGGAGGAGGAGCAAGUGGGCAAGGGCAUGUCCUGUUGAGCUGCAGAAAGGCAAUGUAGUUCAAGGCAAACCAGAAUUCGCUGUUGGAUUCUUGGAUAAGAUCUAUGUGAUGUCCAGUCCUGAUGCUGUGGAGAUCUUCUUGAAGAACCCUCGUCCUUACCUAGUGAGCCCUCAGCCUAGGCCUCCAUGUAAGCUGUGUGUAGUAGGACCACCUCUCUCAGGGAAGACAUCACUCUGCCAUCUACUUUCCCAGAAGUUUAAUGCUAUGGUACUAGAUGUGAAUGAACUGAUCAAAUCUCGCAUGGAGUCGCACAAAGCCAAGCAGAUAGAGCUUGCUAAACAGGAGGCUUUAGAGUCGGCUAUAUCAUCCAUCAAAGCCAAGCUCAGAGAGAAGGAAGAAACUGGAUCUGAAGGGGAUGGUGCUGAUGAUCACGAUGAUAUCCCUGAAGAGGAGAAAGAAGCGAAGACAUCGGACACGGAGGAGUCUAGAGCGGAGGGGGAAGGAGAGGAGGGAGAAGAAGAUGGAGAGAAAUCCUUUGGAAAGACGACAGAGGAGCCUGAAGGAGAUGCAGAUAAUUCUGAGGAGAAGGAAGAUGAAGGUGAAGCCACAGCCCAGGAGUCUGUUACAGGAGUGACCGAGGGAGAUGGUACGGAGGCAGCUGCACCCUCCCAUCAUCCUACUGACGACAUGUCUACUAUCACUGGGGUCGCUCCUACUGUAUCACAGGUGUCUGAAGAUGUGGAUGAAAACCAUGCUGAGGUGAUGCUGAUGGUAGAUGCUGCAGUGAGGGAAGCGGAGAAGCUCUCGUAUCCUAUUGGAGCAGAUCAGUAUGUAGACUGUGUAGAAGAGGCUAUAGUUGAGAUACAUAGAGAACUCAGGAAGAAAGAUCCUACAGGUCCAUCUGCUGGUGGAUGGAUCAUUGAUAACUUCCCUCAGUCUCGUGAUCACUGGACAGUUCUGCUUGACCGUGGUCUAGCUCCUGAUGAGGUCAUCUGUCUCAAGGAUAGCAGUGAAAACGGUCAUUACCUGAUGAAGCGUUGGUACAGGCUCAACAAGCAUGAGGUAGACACUAAGGCUAGGGAGAGGAAGGAAGCAGACGACAGGGAGAAACGUAGGAUCAUAGAAGAUUCAAGUAAUUCAUCUAGAGGUCCUACAAGUAGCACAGGACUCAACAGGAUCCAGGAAGAACUUGAGAUGAAAGAAGAAGCAGCUAAAUUGGUCGCAGCUCAGGAAGGCAUUGAGGAAGAUGCAGCGAAAGCAGAAGAAGAGAAACCUGAAGGAGAGAAAGAAGUAGGAGAAGGAGAAGGAGACCAAGAAGGUGAGAAGGAUGGAGAGAAGGAUGGAGAGACAGGUGGAGAUGGAGGAGCGGGAGGUGGAGAGGAUGAAGCAGAAGCUUCUCCCACUUCUGGUGGAGGGGUAGAGGGUGAUGCAGCUCCGGGCGUGUCUGAUGGUGAACAAAAACCUAAAGAAGGCGCUACUGAUGCAGACCCUACUACCGGUACCACUAUUACUUCUUAUGAAGAUAAAGGUAAGACCGAUGAAGAUGAAGAGGAAGAGGAAGCAAUACCCAUCCCAGUCCCUGAAGAAGAUCAGCUUCCUCCUGAUGGACCAGAGACAACCAAGUUCAAAGAACAGAGGAAUGACUUUGAGAGGGAGUGGCCAUCCAUCCAGGCUCUACUCACUGGGACUAUCAACCUAGAACCCCUCCAGUUAGAGAUUGAGAACAAGCAGGUUGAAGAUAUCAUCAAGGAAUCACAUAACAUGGUGGAACAGCCGUACACCUACAGACCAUGGGAGUACAACAGCAUUGAUAUGGAUGAGGAGGAUGAGGAUGCAGCGGCCGAGGCUGAUGAGGAGGGAGACGAGAUGGAGGAGGAAGAGGAUGAAGAAGUGACCAAGAACAAAAAGAAGCAGUUUGGUGACACGAAACACUUCUGUCCUGUAGCGUUGAAGGAGCAGAAUGUUUUAUGGCCUGGGAACCCAGAGAUAGCAGCCAAGUACAGAGAGAAGGUCUAUUACUGCUCUAAUCCAGAGGCAAGGGAUAAGUUCAUUGCUGAACCCACCAGCUAUGUCGCUAAAGGAAAACCAUUUGUGCCCCCACCAGUAAGACUCUUGAUGCUUGGACCUAAGGGUGCUGGUAAGUCUCUGCAUGCCCGUGCUAUGGCUGACAAACUUGGGCUCUUUCACAUCAGCUUCAAAGAUCGUCUCCAAGAACUCAUCAUCAAGAAGACCAAGAAGAAGAUUGGACCAGAGUAUGAAGAGGAGGAGGAGGAGCCAGAGGAGAGUGAUGCGGAGGAAGGACAGAAGGAUGGAAUACCGGUCGUAUCAGAACCAGCAGAUGGAGCUGCAGCGGAACAGACUGAGGAGGAUAAUGAGGAAGGAGGAGAGGAGGAGCAGGAGGUGGAGUUGGAUGAGUUUGAAGAGAACAUCAAAGGUAAUUUGAUGGGAGAUGAAUCUCUGAGCUUAGACUCCCUGGAGAAGUUUGUACCUGACUGGUGGAACCUGGAACCUUACAAAUCAACAGGUUUCAUCUUGGAAGGUUUCCCGCGUACCUCUGAAGAAGCUCAAUUCAUGGCUGAGCAUGGCCUCUUCCCCGACGCUGCUCUGCUACUCAACGUAGAAGACUCAGACAUCACCAGCAGGUUACUACCACCUAAGCUGGAUAAAUGGCGCAAGCGAAGGGAUCGCAGGGUGGCCCGGCGGGAGAAGCGUAAAGCUAAGAAGAAGAAGGAGAGAGAAGCAGCGAUCAAGAAGCGUCGUCAGGAACUCAUCUCAGAGGCUGAUGAUAGGAAAGCAAAGAGACAGGCAGAGCUCAGGGCUCAGAGAGCUGCGGAUAGAGACAGUGAUGAUUCAGAGCACUCGGACGAAGAAGGAUUUGAUGAGGAAGAGGAGGAGGACAUCGAUGCAAUGCUGGCUGAGGAGUUUGAAGAGGAGGAGGAAGAAGAGGAGGAGGAGGAUGAGUUGGAGGAAGAUGCCAUCGAGAGACUGAAGAAUGAAAUUGGAGAGGUGUAUGAUGAGGAUACAAAUCGCAUCUCAGGCGUACAGGAAACCCUUGAAGAGAUCAUGAUCCCUCGCAUGGAGCUCAACGGUGGUCGCAAGCCUCACAUCGUCCGCUUCACCCUGGAGCAGAGUCUCAGACCGGUCCAGGACUUCAGAGAGAGUCUCUUUGAGAAGGUCUAUCCUGUCAGAGAGAUGGUGGCUAGGAAGAUGCUACAGAUCGGUUAUAAACAUCAGUCUAGGUUUGGCAGAUGGUGUCCUGUCAAGCUAUUAGAAGGAGACUGUAUUCAACCAAUGCAGGGUCACACCUACCCAACGUUCCCGGCGGUGUACCGUCAACACAUCUACUUCAUGUCCACGCCUCAGGCUAGGGAACAGUUUGUGAUGCAUCCGCUGAAGUACCUGAAGCAAGCAUCUCCUAAGCCUGUAGUCCCUGUCAGGAUGGCUAUCAUUGGACCACCAAAGUCUGGAAAGACUGCAUUGGCCAACCGGUUUGCAUCCGAUUACGGGAUGAUGCGACUGUCGAUCGGUGAAGCGGUCAGGUUUGUCUUGACCCAACAGCCCAAGACAGAGCUAGCUAAACUGAUCAAUGCUCAGAUCAGAAAGGGUAUUCCCCUCCCUGAUGAACUUGCCAUUCGUGCCUUAGAGGUCAAUCUCCUGGAUACAAGGUCAUCAACCAGAGGCUAUGUCCUUGAUGGUUACCCCGUAUCCAAGCACCAGGUUGACCUGAUGACUGACUAUGGUAUCAUUCCAGUGGUAGUUCUUGAGCUCAGCGUUGAUAGCAGAGAGCUCAUGGUCAGAGGCAUGAAAGAUAGACAUUCUUCUGAGAGGUUGCUACCUUUUCAUGACAGUGCCCAGAUCUUAUCAAUGAAGAUCGCUGCUUGGCAGAAAGAGAUCACGGGUGUGAGGGAGUAUUACAAAGAGCAGCAUAAGAACUGGGUUAGGGUGGUCGGUGAGAAGUCUAAGUGGUGGGUUUGGAACCGAGCUGCUGAUCAUUCUCAGGACAGUGUUCGUAGGAUACAAGACUAUCUUCAGAGGAUAUCAGAGGGCAAAGCAGCAUCCAUCGCUAACAUGUGCAUCACACCCAAGGAGUUCUUCUCUCGUCUUGGUGACUUUGGUCAGUACUGUCCGGUCAGUCUGGCCAAGGACGGUGAGCUGGUGGACUGCGCUGGACAGGUCAACCUGGACAAUGCUGCAGAGUUCCGUGGUCGUUACUACAAAAUGGAGAACCCUGAGAAGGUGAAGGAGUUCUUAGCCAGACCAGAGCUCUAUGUCCCACCCCAAGCCCCCAGAGCCUUGCCUGCACCAGAGCUACUUACUAAGAGAAGGACUGCUAUGGAUGCGAAGAAGAUGUUCCCUAUGCAGAUUGAGCUUCAGGGAUAUUGUCCUGUUACAUACCUGGAUGGGAAGCUCAGGUAUGAAGCGAUCCUUCCAGGCAACCCAGAUCUGAUUGUGGAGUAUCGGGGCAGGAUGUACUGCUUUGAUUCAGAAGAAAAACUGCAGAGAUUCAUGAGGUAUCCCGAGCGUUACUUCAGCCUGAAGCUACCCCACAAGCUACCUCCCAGGAGGGACCCUCUCCUGGUAACCUCACUGCCCAUGUUAGGUUACAUGGAGCAAACCAUCUCAACGGCUAUCACUAAAGCUCUGACUGCUACAGGGUGCUUCAAACCAAAGUUCCCCUUCGUCUCACCGUCCAGAUCUGCUUUGUUAUACCUGGCAUUCCAUCUCAAAGCUUACAACCCCAAGAGCUCUGACUACGUCCGUAAGAAGUACCGCAAGAAGCUGGAGCAGUUUGAGGAGCAAUGUGAACUCAUCCGUUACCUAGGCAACCAGAUGGGCCAGCGAUUGCGCAAUCCUCAGGAGCUUCCGAUUGACUUUGAUCACAAGAUGCUUCUCUUCCUCAACCUCAAGGGACGCGAGCCCACACCAUCUACAUUAGUCGCUAUGUAAACAUGCACAUCCUAAAGGGACACUUCAAAGCUUAUUCAUCCCAGGCUCACUAUACGUAUUUCCUAGACUAAGUAGAAUUGAUUCUAACAAAAUUUUGGAAAGAAUUGAAGCUAUUGCAAUACAGGGGAAGAUGUCAUGAAAAUAACUACAUCUUUGAAAGUGCUUGAAUUUGUACAUGCAUCCAACAUGAAUUUUAAAGUAUGUAUUUACACCUCGCAUCUGAAACUGUUUGAGAUGAAAACAAGAGAAUUAGGUUUCUGUUUAUUCGUAAGUAAUUGAGGUUCAAAGAUCAUGUAUCUUACUUAAACUAGAAAGGGCCAAUAUUUCAUGCAAAUUGCAUGUUCCAGUCGACUAUCGUGUGAAUAUACCACCAAAUAGUAAAGACAUCUAACGAUUACAAUUGUGAUUGCACAUCAUUCUUAUUUCUUGCUUUGAUUAGCACCAAGUCUGUACAGUGAUAACAGAUAAGGUUUUACAUAUGUGUAUACCAGUAAGUAUAUAAAGAGGAUCGAUUACUUUGAAUUAUAUCUUUGAAUCUGUAUUUAGUGUGAAAUCAAAAUGAAGCAAACUACAAUGUAGGAAUUUUGGGGAAAACAGUGAAUAUUCUGUAUAAUUGCAGUUAUCGAAUGUAGAAAAGAGAGGAAAUAAAGUCAAUUUGGUUUGUUUAUGAAACAUGAUUCUACUUAUCUUCAUGUGUAUCCAUGGCUUUGGUGCCACAAGGAUGUGCUUUCUAUUUAGGUAUUCUUUUUAAACUUUCACUUUCUCUGUGGCAUUUCAGACUUUUACAUUUCCUUUCAAUAAAAGCUUAUGUUAUGA
This is a messenger RNA of Strongylocentrotus purpuratus (purple sea urchin), 7045 nucleotides long. RefSeq names its product adenylate kinase 9 (gene ak9). Gene Ontology annotation, molecular function: UMP kinase activity; ATP binding. The coding region runs from base 62 to 6229 and encodes 2055 amino acids. Gene Ontology annotation, cellular component: nucleus; cytoplasm. The transcript has 38 exons. The record is from RefSeq and is a predicted model, not a curated record. Lineage: Eukaryota; Metazoa; Echinodermata; Echinoidea; Camarodonta; Strongylocentrotidae. Gene Ontology annotation, biological process: CDP biosynthetic process; UDP biosynthetic process.